GCGAGGCGAGCUGGUCGAGAUGAAUACCGUUGAAGUGACAGCGGCGCGCGAAGGGUCUCCCCCGCCCCAGGAUGCUCCGCUGCCGGCCCAGGACGUGGCGCAGCUCCAGCUCCUGGUCUCGGUGGCCGUGGCCGGGCUCGUCGUCCUGGUUCUGCUGUUUUGGAAACUUUUCCAGACCAGAAAAAGCAGUCGGAGAGCAGUGCUUCUGGUGGGUCUCUGUGAGUCGGGGAAAACUCUUCUGUUUGCUAGGCUGUUAACAGGAAAUUUCCGAAAUACACAGACUUCCAUAACAGAUAGCUCUGCCUUGUACAGAGUAAAGAAUGACAAGAGCACAAAUGUGACUUUAAUUGCCCUUCCAGGGCAUGAGAGCUUGCGGCUUCAGUUUUUGGAUAGGUUCAAGGCUGCAGCUAGGGCAAUUGUAUUUGUUGUGGAUAGUGUAGCAUUCCAGCGGGAGAUGAAAGAUGUGGCAGAAUUCCUGUACCAGCUCCUGAUUGACAACGUGCUGUUGAAAAAUACACCUCCCCUGCUAAUAGCAUGCAACAAGCAAGAUGUUACAAUGGCAAAAUCUUCCAAACUCAUACAACAGCAGCUGGAACGAGAACUCAAUACUUUACGAGUGACUCUAUCAGCUGCCCCAAGCACAUUGGAUGGUUCAAACUCUGGAACUGCUUCUCAGCUUGGGAAGAAGGGCAAGGAGUUUGACUUCUCUCAGCUGCCCAUGAAAGUGGAAUUUGUUGAAUGCAGUGCCAGAGGAAGCAAGGGAGAGGAGGGCAGCGCUGACAUUGAGGACUUGGAAAAAUGGCUAGCAAAAAUUGCAUGAGCACAGGAUGGGAGACAGCAAAGGCAGCCACUGGGUAUGAAUUGGAGCGGUACACAAAAUGUAAUAGGGGAAGUGCUUAAAUUCUCAGGAACAGCCUAGCUGGGUUGUGGUAAAUGGAGCAGUUGGAACAGCAACAAUGGCAAGGUCAUUCUGUAGCCUGCUUUGGGGUGUUUCUGCUUGCCCCAUAAUACCCCAUUCAUUGUUAUGGUAAUGCUUUUUGAAGGAUCCCUGUCAUCCAAGCAUUUCCCAGCUAAGUGCUAUCCCUUUUGUAUGUCUCAUUCUUACUCCAAUCAGCUGUUUUCCUACUAUGUCAAAAGUAAGGAGGCUUUAAAUGGGAGUUUCUGUAUUGGAUAAAAGUUGUGAGAUACGAGAGGAGUGAUUUCUAACUAUUCUGUGUUUGGAAUGUCUCUGCUUCUGCUUGCCUUCCAUUGGUGUUCACAUUCAUGGUGAAUACCUACUUGCCCAUUCUUCUCAUCUUGUUUUCUUCUCACUUUCGUUAUCUGGGAAGCAUUACAGUACUCUGGAAUGAAUGAAAUCUGUUUUUCUAACUAUGGUGGUGUGAAAGCUAUGUGCUGCUAGCCAUUAAGAUGCCGCAGCAGGGGUUGACAUUGUGUGCAAUGUCUAGCAUUGCUGUUCCCCUGCUGUUUGGUUUGUAGCUUGUGUUGCUUCUGUGAACUGUUCCUGAAUAAUGGCUGCAGUGAGCCAGGAAAUCCAAGCAGCAGAUGAAAAUGUUUUUAGGUUCUGUUUCCAUGCACUUCUCUUUUCUCCAGUCAGGGAGGCUGAAAACGAUGUGAUGUACUACAUAUUGCUUGGUUGGUAUUACAGUAUUUGAAAUGUGGUGCUGACAGAGUCUCCCCUAUUUUGUGGCUGAGGCACAUGUGGUAAUAGUCCCUUCCCUUGUUAUGCUUGAUUCCUUUAGCAUGUGCGAAAGUAACAUCCCCACAUAAACCUCAGGCAAAGGGAAUGUUGAGUAUGUGAUGCUUUUCCCUUCCAGAUGUGCUACACCAUGGUGGACUUAUGUCUCCCCUCAGUGCCUUUAGUUAAGAUCUGUCAGUCCAUCAUGUGACAGAAGGUGCUUUAGCAAUAAAAAAAUUGAGUUUUCUUAUCAUUAGAAAGGACACUGUGAGAACUGUGCUUGACUAUCAAACCAGACACAGCCAUUCUAAAUCACAUUCAUUUAAACAAUGUGCUUUGCUAUAUACUCUCAUUUUACAACAGGAAAGUGUUGCUUAGAAUUUCUUCAGCAUGUCACAAACUGGACUUAGAACUUCUUCAUAAAAUAUGAAAGAUGUUUGCCACACAUGAAUCACAUAUCCCAACAGUGAACACUACUGCUUGGGUGGGAGAUGUGUGUCUACAACUUCAUGGUACAUGCAUGCCUGCAGAAACCGUAUCCAUUUUCUGCUUAUGGAUGCUUCCUUACCCACAUGUCCGCAUGCCUAUUCUUACAUUGAACUCACUCUAAAAAUACCUUUUUUAUAUUGUGUGAAACAGCCCUGAGGUUUUAUGUACAUCCAGCAAAAUCCUUAUUGUGUUAGUGACUUUGCAAACCUUCCACUGUGGAUUGACUGAGAAUUAGUAUUGUACUUUUGAGAAACUAAGUUGGGGCAUUUGGGCAUAGAGCAGCAAGUUUCCACCUCUGAAUCUGUUUGAGCUCUGGAAUAGUGUUGGUAUUGUGCUCUUCUGUGUUGAAAUGCAGUUCAUCUCCUGAGUCUCUUGCCAGAUCCACACUACACUAGUAAAAGAUUCAGGCCAUGGCUCAAGAUGCAAGAAGUUGUACUGUAUGUAUUGAAUUCAUGAGCUGUAAAGAUGUAUGAGUCCAUAUCUUUUAAAUUAUUUUUUGCAGGUAUCUAGAAAUAAAAAAUGUUUGGCUAACCUUUGAAUGGCAUUUCUCUAAGAGACCUCA
Elgaria multicarinata webbii is the source of this 2726-nucleotide messenger RNA. It is a transcript of the gene SRPRB, whose product is annotated as SRP receptor subunit beta. The transcript is spliced from 7 exons. The coding region runs from base 20 to 820 and encodes 266 amino acids. Gene Ontology annotation, biological process: intracellular protein transport; vesicle-mediated transport. The record is from RefSeq and is a predicted model, not a curated record. Gene Ontology annotation, molecular function: GTP binding. Gene Ontology annotation, cellular component: cytoplasm; Golgi apparatus. Lineage: Eukaryota; Metazoa; Chordata; Lepidosauria; Squamata; Anguidae.